Molecule: messenger RNA, 11589 nt
Organism: Ostrea edulis (European flat oyster)
Lineage: Eukaryota; Metazoa; Mollusca; Bivalvia; Ostreida; Ostreidae
Exons: 10
Coding region: 9012-10481 (489 amino acids)
Biological process (GO): regulation of cell population proliferation
Cellular component (GO): external side of plasma membrane
Molecular function (GO): signaling receptor activity; cytokine binding
Source: RefSeq, a predicted model, not a curated record
AACCUGUUGACUUCAUUUAACUUAACGUGCACAACAUAACAAAAAUAGGUUGAAUACUCUUCUUUUUUUUUUCAAAUGAAGUAUGAUUGACUUUUGUCAAACAUUUUCUUUUAAUCAGAUCGUCUAAACGACUGAACUGUGUUUUCAAGAAUUUUGAGAAUUUUUGUCGCCAUGGAAACAAAAUUUAUAAAAUUUCGGUCUUUACACGUCUUUUGUCAUUUGAUAUAUCUAUUAUGCGAUACAUUUUUAAAACGUUUCACCUUCAAUUGAUUGAAGGUAGGAAGUGUUAGCCGCGAUAAAAAUCAAUAUGCCAGCGAACGCAGGCUCCUAUGAUAGGGAGAUGUAGAGUCGGAGAAGGUAGCAAGUCUUUUCCAGUACACGGUAUCACCGCGGGCUAUUGUUUUACUGGUUUUAGUAGCAAAAUACAAUAAGGACUCUGUUGACGUUUGGUUGAAAGAUUAGCUGUAAGACGCAAGGUUUCUUGUCCGUUUGUGAAUAGACGCUUUGGAGUAUGUGAAUUGAAUUGGAACGUAAAAAUUUGGGUGUAAAUGCGGCUUUUCUUAUUCGAUCCAUGAAAUACAAUAAUUUUUCCUUGUUUCAAUUUCAAAGGACAGAUUCAUUUUCAGAUUAUAAUGUUUAGGUCAUCUAGUCAACCUUCGGGAAUUAUAUGUGUAAAAGCAAUUGACGUGAUGUGUGUUUGAUUGUGACAUAAACGAGCGUUUGUUUGCUUACGAUGAAUGGUGUAUAUAUAUAUUUUCCGUUACGCACGUGGUAAAAACGCGAACUGCGGGGAAUAUGUUUAAGACUGGCAAACGCUCAGAACCCGUUAAUAACUAGAUAGAAGAUGUUAAUGUAAUUACAAGGAUACCGAGUUAGCAGUGUCAGAUUGUUUUCUCCUGGGGAGUUUAAUAUUUAAUAGUGUUACAUUUGCAUACUUUUUCAACAUUGUUUCCAUGUAAGAGAUAUGCGGAUUCUUGUCAAGUGCGAAGGCAAUAAUUAUUCGAAAUAGUGACUACAGAGCGUGAGAUGACACCUCCAUGAUUCACAAGUCCUCUUGUUGAUGUUUCAAAUAUUACGACAUCCUUGUUCCGAUUUUCGGUCACUUGAACUAUGACCUCAACCUUGUUGGGAAUAAUAUAACGUUCUCCUUGUGGAAUACAAUAUUGUGUUGCUGGCUUCAUCUUCCUAGGACUUUAAACCCAGUCACUGACAGAGGAUUUUUAUUAGCGUCUCUAAAUACGUUGGCUUUUGACAGCUAUGGGUCUCACUGGAAAGAUUGAGGUAUAUAUUAAAACUUCCUCUUUUUAAUCUAAUAGUAAAAUGUAACUUGAUAUGGUGCUUCUAAAUCAAAAAUAAAUAUCAGAGGUAAAACAUAUGUAUAUAAAGUGUUCUAAACAUAAUUAGAGUUGGGAUAAUUCUAUUAAAUUGUCGUACUGCAAACAUGAGUAUUGAAUAACUGGAAACUAAUUGACAAAUGUAUUGAGAGUUAUUUGCAAAGGAAAUGUCCUUAGAUUAUAAUCAUUUGUGCUCUUCUCAGCUUUUCUAGUAUUCUAUUCAAAACAUAGCCAAAGUUACAGAUUCAAUUUUCUUUAUAAAUUCAGCGGUUUCUUUCAGUUGUAUUUUACUUGUUUUAUUGGUUCUCAGUCUAUGGUCUACAGAGUCAAGAGGAAAAAGAAAUUAAAUUUAUUGAUUUCGGAUGAAAAGUAAUUAAUUACAUUGUGGUAUAUGAUUUGAGAAAUUUGCCGUUUCUAUCUGCAAACAAAUAUUAAUAGAUUAUUAAUUCUUUUUUUCCAAUAUCCAUUGUUUCGCGAUUCAGUGCUUACUACUGUAUAGUAAUAAAGAUUAAUGGGGGUUUUGAUACAGAACUUAUUCUUUGUCUUUCCUUCAUGUUUCGUCUAUAAUCUGUAGUCGUGCACAACCAUAAAUAAUUGUUCACUUUACAUUUCGGUGUCCUCCUCGAUGAUAUUUAAGGCUCCGUACCACAAUGCCUGCCUCAUUACUUGUAAUUUAGAUAACGUUACGCCAAAGUAAAAGUCGAUUGAAAAAAUGAUUUGGAGGCUACAUCGUGUCUUUUUUGGUUAGAUAGACGGGCCUGAUGGAAUUAUGAUCGAUUUCGCGCUACUCGUUGUCCGCGAGGGAUUAUUGAAGGAAAGGUUCAUCUUUGCACGGUUCCACUAUCAAAAAAAAAAGUCUAACGCGGAAAAACAAGAAUGUAGUUGCAAGAAAAAGAUUGUCAUAGAAACCAACUUAAUAAGGGAGUAUUAAGAGAAGGAAGUAGACUGAUAUCAUUUACAUUAAGCAUUUGCAAAAAGAAAAUGUUUUAAAGUAAGAAACAAAACAUGCCAUAAUCUAAAAAGUUUUAUGAUUUUUUUUAAAAUGCACAUUUCAGUCUUAAGUAUGAUGUAAAUGAGGAUUUAUUUAUCGCAUAGUGUCAUAUUUUGGGAACGAUAUGCUCAUCUUUCAGCUUAAAUCAAUGAGUUUCAGCAUAAAGGGUUCUGUCGAUCUCUUAUCGGUCUUCUGUUUUCCGAUAUAUUACUUAGAUACACCGUCACCCCUGGCGUUUUAUUGUUUUCUGAUUGCCCUUUCCUCUCUCACUAGAAUACAUGUAACCCUGCAUUGGUUCGAAAUAUUCAGGAUUUUUACAUACUAGUAUAUUUUAACGCAUGCAUCUGAACAUGUUGCAUCUAUAUUUAUUUAUACAUUUCUGACAACUCUGACACUAAAUGCAUUUACACCACGACUUGUCGUCAUUCUAUCAUAAUAAAAUUCCAACGAGCAGUGUUGUAGCAAUUAUAACUAAACAAUGAAAGCAUUUUCUUAGCAAUUUACUGAUUCUGGGGAUCUAGUCUGACACGUUGUUUUGUAUGAUUUGUAGUCUAUCGCUUCUUCUAUAGUUCUCGACAAACAGAAGGGGGAAAAAAUCGAUUUUCAAAUAUUUUUGACAAGGGAGAAAACUUAUAUAAUUGCAUAUAAGGUAUUAUUUUCAACAGGUAAACCGAACAAUAGGUACACCGGUUCAGCUGUCCGGAAGUGUGUAAUAACUACUCUCGGACUUGUAAAGAUAAGUUGACAUUCCAUCAGACUCAAAAUGUGUCUCAAAAUACACGUAUAUAGCCUCGGGUGUCUGGUGUGCUUAGUCACUAUAGAUACUAUGUCUGUUUAUCUAAAUAUACAAGUUUCUCUGAGAUCUGUAAAAUCAACCAAGUAAGAAAUGAGGUUCACAUAAAAACGGAGAUAAAUACCACCGCAUGUGCUGCUUUUUUACAAUUUAUAGAUCAUACCACGUUUUCAAUUUGCUGAACCAGUUGGAGUGAUUUUGAUCUUUUCGUAUAUACUUGUGAUUAGCACGGGAAUUCAUCUUUAUUCAAAUCUUAAAUUUCUGAAUAAGAAUGUGGAGAAAAAUAUACUUGAAGUGACAAAUAGUUGAUAGAAGGUGUAUGCACUCAUAUUGGCGACGAGAAAAUAUGAAAGUGAUUUUAGAAUAAUCUUGUAAAUCAAACUUUUGUUUUCAAAUCGUUAUAUUGAAAAGGCGCUUCAGGAAAUUGAAGUUGGGUAAGAGGUAUUUUGAAGAUGCAUUCUAUGUAUAAAAAAGGAAAUCAUCAAUAUUACUAAUUGUAUCAUAUUCAUUUUCACACACACAUACACUUAAAAUAGAUUAACGUUAGAACAGGUAGGACUAUUUAUUACAAUGGGUCACAAACCACCAGAAGGAUAGAGGUUUUUUCUUUAAAUCCUUGGCGACAGACAUUAGUCAGACGUGUGGGGGUAGAGAAGUUUAUCUGAAUUCAAAACAUUUUAUUUUGAAUAUCCAAGGCUACACCUGUACACACAGGAAAUCAUUCGCCUUGAUAAAGUAUUUGUGUUGGUCAUAAAGUUCGGCAAAAUCCACCUUUCUUUUAAAACUCUGUUACCAUGCGAGGUGAUUUGCCUUUGUGAGGAGUAAGAGAGCUUUAAAAGCUCGUGUAACCGGGUAUAAUGAAACGUUUCCAUAACGACACAAGUUCAAUUAUUGAUGUUCAUCCAAGCCCAAAAUUCUCAACUUAUGGGGCCCUGCAAGGGCUAGCUGCAAUUCAAUGAAUUUAUUGAAAAAAAAAUGAUUAAAAAUAAUGAAAAUUGAGAUGCGUAACAGAUUAUUGUGGAAAUUAGAUGAAGAAAUCUUUUUAGAUCUUUCUUUCAGGGGAUCAGCAUUGACAUAUCUAUGAUAGUAUAUAUAAAGGAUGAGUCAUAUUCUGAUCCCCAGUCCCCAUUCACGUUGGACGAUCUCCUGUCUGCCUCGCUCCUUAAAUCUCGUGUUGAUCAAGCCCCUCUCUUUCAACUUGUGAUUUGGUCCCCCCCCCCCCAUACUUUCUCAUUUCUACCCCAGUCCAGCGUUCUUUAUACGUCACUCACCUUUUACAGAUCAAAUUAUGGAUGUAAUUAAGACCAUGAAGGUAUUUAACUUCUCUAUUGCAUUAGGAGUCUUUAGAGUUCAGUAACAUUUGUGACCAUUUUUAAACUGUUAGUUUAUCGAUCACCACAAUUGAUCUUGAUGGCGGAUAUUUACAAAAGUUUGAGUUGUUUGAAUUCCUUAGGAAGUCUCUCCUUAGUAGGGCUGUAUAAGCCAUUGAUACUGAAUUCAAAAGACUAUUAAAUGUGCUUGAGAAAGUGAAACAAAAAAAUGAAACAUGCACCAGCUGUCGACUUUGAAUUGUGUUCUAUGCUACUCGUAAUAAGAACCACAAAAAGCUUUUUAAAAUCUUCAUGUCCUUCGUGUAUAACUGUAUCCUUACACGCUGUAUAUCUAACGUCUGCACCCUCCUCAACGAUUCGGAACCCCUCUCUUGUAUUGUGUGACUCCAAUAACGAAUUUAUGAAGGGUAGCGAAUACUCGCCUCUCACUGGUGUCAACAAUACCAAAAAGUCGACAUCUAAUUCCUCGUUUAAAAAUUGUCUCAUUGUUGGUAUUUGUCAUGAUGUAUCACGGGGAUCAAUGUACCUUACUCGUGUACCCACAGUGAAAGGCCCAGACAGGACUGGUCUUAUGUUAGUGAUAUAGGUGCGUUUUAAAAUUGGAGGGAAUUUAUUAAUUGAACGACGACACAGAAUGAUCAGUCUCUGUAACACAAGGAAAAACAUCGAAAGAUUUGACUUUUGUAAGAAGAUGAAGGUAAACUAUCUCAGACAUGUUUAAUGUUAAAGAUUUCACGUAACUGGUUCUUUCUGUAAGUUGAUGAAGGGUAACCAUCAUGCAUGUAUAUGUGUGUAAUACAGGUGUAAAAUAACCCGGUCAUCGUGUAGAAUCACGACCAAUCGUUCCUGUAGAAUUUCAAGUUAAUCGUCUCUUGGAUUUUCAUUUGUGUUUUCUGAAGUGAUCAUUGUAUAUAAAAUAUUAUAUAUAAAAUAUUAGCAGACCACCCAUCUGUAAAUGUUAAGAAGAUCGACAGAGUUAUCUCCCUCGUAUCGUGGAUCACGCUUGUUUUAAAAGCAUGUGUAAAAACAAAACCAGAUAAGACACAAAUUUAUUUUCUUUGUUUUAGUUUAGAAACCGUAAGAACUCGACGGAAAAACAAACGAAAUGCACACAACGAUACCAUCUCCAAUGUCCAUUAAAUAGAAUAAACAAUAAUCUUCUGAUGGGCUGAUAUGACCAAAAAGUUCUAAGCGCGGCUUACUACGGGAGAUCACUCUAAUAUCCUUCGUUUGAAUACAAGAGUUAUCUUCUCAUACACUCAGCACCAUCAGCAAUCGAUGUUGCACAGAUGUGUUUUCCAGGUGAUCUGUAAUUAUGCCGUGAUCAAGAGAGUCAGGAAUAAAUGUUAAGGAAUAUAGAUUGGUAAUACACGUGACAAAAUCUGAGACCAGAGUAUGUUUUCACCCAUUGGAAAAUAUUCUGAUGCAUUGUAAUCAGGUAGUCAGGUAUGUCACGUGAUAAUGGGUCAUGUAAUGAGAAAAAAAUAAAUAUUUUCUGAUGUUGACAAGAGAUAUAUGUUCAGGUUAUGCAUACAUGAUAUGCACAUAUAGGUCUAUAUAGAAAUAGCCAUUUAUGUCGCGCCGAUAUAAAAUAUUUUGACAUCUGCUGUCUGGGUUAUUUAUAUAAAGCCAUAAUGAGACAGUAAAAAUAAAUGUCAAUAAUUUCGAAAUUGUCCUGGACUAAGUACAGUGCAUUAUUAGUACACCUAUACAAAUUAGAGAGUAAACAUUUUACACAGAAUAUUGACAAAGCAGGAAAUGAAUAAUAAAGAUUUAAAAAGUAAAUUUUAAAAAAAAAUAAAAAAAUGAAAUCGAAGUCUAAAAACUUCACUCUUUUUUUUCUGUUCUGUAAUUCCGGAUCUUAAAUACACUUGUUGUAAAACUCAGGUAUAUUGACUAUAUAGCUGUCGCCAUCGAAAUGUAAAACACAGGUGCAUUGACUACCUGUCCCCACCGAUAUAUUUGUAUACAUUAACUAUAUUUCCCCGCAAUUGUAAAAUUGUUAAUCGAUGGAUUCGUAUGUCUUUUAUUCUUAUGAUGAGAGCCUGUAAAACAACAUUGUUGUAACAGAUGUGCUGAAUAUCUUACUUGGAUUAAAAAUUGUGUUCAUUGCCCGUUUCCCCGUGUAUUCGAACUCCAGUUGUAAUUGGGCUCCAGUGCCUCUUAUCUUUUAAAUAACGUUGCCAUGGAAAUUUUUUCUCUGAAAUAACGAGAAAACGUCUGAAUUUGUUAUUUUGAUUUUCUCAAAGAGGCUGGAUAUAAGUGUAAAAAAAAUUCCUCUGUUUAGUGUUUGUUAGUUAUUAGGGAUCUCCGAUUGAUACAUGCGUCAGACAAAACCUCAUUCUUUCUGGAAUAUUGUGCGCUGAGAAUUUUGCGAAGCUAUAAAACGAAAGACUGUGGUAAACAAAUGAUUGAAUUUAAAUGUGCUACAUCGACUAUAUAUUAGAAGAAAACAAAUAGACCUUUUCAUAUUUAAAAGUAACAUCAAAAGGACAACUACAUUACUCGCACAUAACUGUAUCCUCGGAAAGGUGAAGUUAAAUCCCAGGCCGUGUUUACUUUUUGGUUGUCAUGUUUACAAAUGACUAAAAAUAUGACUUGCCUUUUUAUUUAGGAAAAUUUAACUUUAUCAACCCGCGCCAUUCGUCAUUGUUCUCUAAUCAGUUGAAAUAUUCACCUCAGAAAUUACGAGGGAGUACCAGGGAAGAGUGUACAUGCCGUUAAAGUGAUACUUCAAACUUCUCAGCAGAGGGAGGAGUUUAGCGCAUUCUCUGUGUGACAGCUGAAGAUUACAUACGUUUAACCGAAUCAUUGUGACAUGGUGUCUACUUAAAAUAUAUAAUAAAAACUUCCCAAGUUCUGGCGAUUUUGAAAAGGUGGCAUCAGUUUUCUCCUCCGCCAUUUUCGAUAGUUAUCUCCUAGUUCUCCGGUUGCAGCGGGGUCUCAAGUGCUUGUUUCACUAACCGGAGUGCGUGUCCAAUUUAUACAGGGUGUUAGAGUGGAUGCAUGAAUUUUCACUAUGUUGGGAUCCCGUUGUUCUAAUAUAAUAUGUGACACGGGUGAUAUCUCGGAUUCGGUAGGUAUUCUAUUUAUAUAUAAAGGAAAAUGUUCUCAUCAUUACCAUAUUCCCAGCUGAGUAUACAGUUUAGGAGAAUUUGAUUAUUCCGCGGACUGAAGUGGCGGAAUCAGGUGGUUUCUGUAUCGGCUAAUUCUCCUCUAUUGAAUUUUCUGUUUUCGGUCUCGAAGACCUUUGAAGGAUGUUUUUUCAUUCUUCUCUCGAGAGGAACAAUAACACACUUGAAGUCAAUAUUGGUGAUUUUUCAAAGACAAUUAUCUCGCGGUCCGCGCUAUCGGCAUCAUCUGUGGUAACUAGUGCUCGUUCCCUGCAACGAUAUUAGUCAAUAUUCUUUCUAAACCAGUGUUCUGUUUCCCUGAAAAUUGCAAAUUAAUUUGGUAAAAGUUUCCGAUGUUGGAAAAAGUGGUUGUUUGGGAAUUUUAUAUUGCUCUCCUUGAUCCUGGAAGAAUAAGUUUAUUGAGUAAGUGUCCAACGCUUUGGGGAGUAUUUUGAUGAAAUUGGUAUUUCACACGAUAGUUUGAUCAGAAAAGGCUAUACAAACACUUUUUUGUUGCGUCAAAAUAUGCUAUGAAUCCUCCUGUAUCGAAUAAUUCACCUUCUUCGUUAUUGCAUUUAUGUGAGACUGGUCGCAGAUGUUUCAGGAAAAUUUUAUAUUCACAUUUUUCGUAUAUUGGAAAUCUUUAUUUUAAGCCACUUUGCGCCGAUAGUUGGAUAAGAAACGUCGCUGCCUGCUAAUUGCGGCAUUAAUUUAGGAGGUUUCGAAUUUCAAAGUCUUGGAAAACAGGAGAAAUGUUUUUUUUAUUUGUCUUCUCGAUAAUUAUUACCAAGGUGACGAGAGGCGUUAAUUAUAUCGAUUUUCUGCAAAACUUCUAGGAACUAGAUAAAUUCGAAAUGACAGAUAGACGAAAAGAUUAAUUUAAGCCGUUUAUACAUCUGUACGAUCUACGUCUGGGAUCUGGUUUUUGGGCAUUAAUUAAGACCGGCCAGUCCACAUCGAUCCAGGAGGCCGAGCCUGGAUGAGAUAUUGUAUCGAACGCUUUCGGGAGAAAAAAAAAACACCACCAAGACUUGUGUGACUCAAGACUGAUUUCUUUGGAAGUCCAGGAAUAGAUCCCGGCGCGCACUGCGGAUGAAUGCCGGAACAACUGACGGAGAUAAUUUGCCGAUUGAAAAGUAUACAAUCAUAUUAGUGGAAAUUGUUGCGAUUUAAAGAGAACUUGUAAAGAGCCUUGAGAAUAGUGUUUUUGUGAUCCUUUUUAAACCGAACUUAUAGCUAACUAUUGAAAUAUUAUUACCUACUGACAUGCGCAAACGUACCUUGUACAAUCAUCCGAAUUCUGUUUAUUGUAUUGAUACAUAACAGAGUAUGUCACAGGACUGACAUUUGGAAAGUUUUAUUCAUAUCAGGAAACAAUAGCUUUUCUUUUGGAUAAUUUGAUGGGUUUGACAUUCGUAUCAUUGUGUGAUGUGUUAGAGAGGAUUAAACAUGUCUAUCAGUAACUGUGGACAAGUGAUCUGCCAUACACCGGUCACUGUCUUUGGUUCUAAUAACGGGAAAACCUCGUCGAAAUGUUCUAAAGACACAACAUAUUGUCCGUCUGGUCAUUAUUAUGAGGCCUGUGCCCAGGAUAAAGGUGCCCGCUGUGUUCAGUGCGACUCCAGGUCCUAUCAGCCCGACAGAAAUGGACCACUGGACAAAUGUAAAACAAAGACGACUUGUGAUCGCCGCCACAUGGAGUACGCUGACCGGGGAAGCACGGUUAGGGACGCUAAAUGUCGAUGUUCUCCGGGAUACCACUUCCUAAAUUCUGACCACACCCACUGUGUCGGAAACACGGUGUGCCCCGUGGGAAAGGGACAAACAGAUUAUGGACAAUGUGAAGAUUGUCACAAACGUAACAUGUACUCGGACAGGGCGGAUACAGUACAGCGAUGUCAAGUACUCAGAAAUUGUGAGAAAGAAAACCGCUGCACAAAACGGCGCAGUAACGGGACCUUCAAUAAUGAAUGUGAUUUGCCCACAAAAGAUAUAUCAAACUGCACGGACCCCCGACCAAUGACCGACCAGCAGAAGGCUCUGCAGUCGAGGACCGCAGCCCCCAUCUUCGCAGGCGCAGCAGUCGGUGCCAUUGUUCUCCUCGUCUUGAUCUUCUUCCUGAUCAUGUUCUUACUAUGGAAACGUCGUCGCGCGCAGUCGAAGGAGGACGCACUCUCCAGGGACCAGAUAGAAAGUUUAUUAGAAAGAAUUGUCACCCGGUCAGAGGGAGAUGAACCUUACAGUAGAAAAGUUAUCGCUGCGGCCUUCCGUGAGAUUGAGGACAGAAUAGACCGUCAGAUCUGGAAGCUUCCACAGGAAUUAUUCAGAGAACACAUGCAGCCCGCCAUGUAUGAGGUCAUCGUGGAAAAAUACAAAGAAAAAGACCACAAAUACGCCAUAAACGGGUACCUCCAGGAUUGGAGAGAAUGGAAGGGAGAGAACUCAGAGGCUAUCAAUCAUCUGUUUAAGUGUCUUAGACUGGUAGAGAGAGAGGACAUUGUGUAUGAAAUCUGCAAUAAAUUCAGAGAAGGUUACCCAGAGGUUGUUAUGGACGCAGAAGUCAAGCUAGACAAUGGAAUCGUCAAGAAAAGAAGCGACAAGAUCACUUUCAAAGAGUAUCUCCAUGAAACUCUAUGUUGUUCAUCGAAACGUAAGCGCUAUGUCGAAAAGGAUGAACCAAUGGAAACACAGGACUCCUUAUUGUCUCCACAAGAUGCGAAAGCAAAGGAAGCGGAAGUGAACGAGAAAGAUAAAAUAAGUGAACCUGAUGACGUUCCGCCGUUGUCACCCUCUGAAGCCGGUGCUAUAUAUAGAGAAAGACCAAGCCCCAGUGCCCCCGUCAUUGAUGACGCAGGAAACGUACACGUCAUAAUUCCCAUGAACAGAGCUUAUUCGUUUCCGGUUCAAGCAAGUUCGUGAUCGCAUCUUAUGAAAUUGUAAACAAGGUGCAAUUUACAGCAUCAAAUGCUUUAAUGUGCAAUGAUCACUGCAUUCCGAGUGUGUUCAUGGAGGGUGAAAAAUGUAUUUUAAACAAUUUUGGGCAUUAAGUCUUUCAUUAAGAAUGGGAGCAGCCCUGCCUCAUGAAAGCUCGUUUACUUUCGGUACAGUACAAAGCACGCCACGUGUAUGUGUGUGUAAAUCGACUUUGUUUUAUGUGGACAUGGACUUUCAUGGUGAAUUUUAUUUUGAUAUUCGAUGUAGUUGCUUUCCAAUAUGGCGUGAAAGGCAUUGCAAUACUUAAAUACUGACAACGAGAUUGUGUGUAUGCCAUGACCUUAGAUUCUACAUUGAGGCAGAAUAUUCAAUAUAACUUGUUUCAUGUUCAUUUUGUUUAAUGAGAUCUGAGGUGGCUAUUCCAUAUAGAUUGCGCUGGUGCUGUGGUCUAAUCAUUAUCUAAAUUAUUCUUGAUAAGAUAUUUAAUUAUAGUAAUAACAGCAAUAUUCUGGUGUGGGAUUAUGGAUGAUAAACGAUAUUCGCCAUUUUGUUGCCAAAGAAACAAUUUAUCAGUAACUGAUAUGAAACCGUUUAUUCCAUGGUUUCUCAUUAAGUCGGGUUAAAAUCCUUAAUCAAUGCGUUGUCGUCGUGUUAUCUAUUACAAUUUACAUCGUACAGCACGAAAGCUCGUGUUAAGUAUGUAAUCUGGCAGAAUCAUUGCCACCCUUGCAGCAGAAAUUAAAAUCCAUAGAUGGAAACGACACAGAUUUAGAUUUGUUUUGACAGCAUGUAAUUUUUUUUUUGUCAUCGAUAACCGAGGGAGCUUGGUAUCAAGGGAGUUUUACAUACUUAACACAAUUCUUCGUUCACAGAUCAAUGGUGUUUUUAAAAAAAAAAUGAAAUUAAUAUAUUGUUACAUACACUGCUGUUGCAAGUGCUUACUAGUAUUCUUUUGGCUGUUGUAGUUUAGUGCUGUGUGAAAAAGAAGCAAUUUAUCAUAUUCAAUUCAUGUAUGUAUCUUUUUUAUUGACAUAAUCAAAUUCAUUGACGAAUGACUUAAUUCAACUAGCUAAAUAAAAUGUGUAUUUUAAUA